AUGAGACACGCUUUACUAUGUGACGAAUUGGAUAACAUUACUCGAUCGUACGAUUAUGGCAUCGUACCUGGCUCAGCAACUGUAUUUGUCAAGGACGAGCUGAACAACAUUGGACGCUUGGAUCUGACAUUGCUAGAGGGUGUUAUGAUUGUAGUUGAAGUUUCUGAGGAAGGCUACAAGGUGGGGUCAUGCUCGCCACUCUCAAGUACAGGCACUGCUCUUGCUACUGCUCAGAUCGUACAAAAGAACCUGGAAGUUCCCUUUGAAACCAUGGAUAAUUUAUUGAUGGCUGUUUCGCCCAUGUUUCGAGAAAGAUUUCAGCAGGCAUUGUACGAUAAGUUAGAGAGUGUUCAUCGACAUCAACAACAGCAAUCGCCUACAGUUCCCAUCACAUCAGCGACAUCUACUACAUCACCAUCAAUACCAUCAUUAGCAUCAGGUCCUUCAAUCCAACAACAUCAAACAUCGCAUAUACUAUUACAACAACCUUCAUUACUACAGCAAAAUACACACCUGCAGCAUCAACCGCAGCAGCAACCAUCUCAUAUGACACAGCAAUUGAUGCAUGAUCAAUCUACAUUGGAUAUAACUACUCAAGAAGUGUUGGAUGAUCUCCACAAUUGGAUACAUUAA
Molecule: messenger RNA, 633 nt
Organism: Mucor velutinosus
Lineage: Eukaryota; Fungi; Mucoromycota; Mucoromycetes; Mucorales; Mucoraceae
Product: JmjC domain-containing protein
Exons: 2
Coding region: 1-633 (210 amino acids)
Source: RefSeq, a predicted model, not a curated record